Messenger RNA from Herpailurus yagouaroundi (jaguarundi), 2078 nucleotides. It is a transcript of the gene HIBCH, whose product is annotated as 3-hydroxyisobutyryl-CoA hydrolase. The transcript is spliced from 16 exons. The record is from RefSeq and is a predicted model, not a curated record. NCBI's taxonomy places the organism in Eukaryota, Metazoa, Chordata, Mammalia, Carnivora, Felidae. The coding region runs from base 347 to 1516 and encodes 389 amino acids. Gene Ontology annotation, cellular component: mitochondrion. Gene Ontology annotation, molecular function: 3-hydroxyisobutyryl-CoA hydrolase activity. Gene Ontology annotation, biological process: L-valine catabolic process.
CCUCCGGUAGCGGAAAAUCCCGCAGUGGGUCUCUCUGGCCGCUUGGAGGACUUGUCAUCUGUGUCUGGAGGCGCCCGGCGGCGGCGGCGGCGGUGGGCGGGUCUGAAGUGCGGCGCGACGAGCCACUUUUGUGCGCCUGCUCUGACUACUUUAAGGUUGUGGGUGUCUUCGCCAUGGGGCUGCCAGAGGCGUGGAGCUUCAUGUGCAGCUGUUAGACCUGUGUACGUGGUGUGCCUUUCUCGUUCAGUUCUGUUGGCUGGCUCCAGCGUUAAUACAGGUGUACGGAACAUCCAGGUUUAAUUCAUUCAAAAGGACGAAUAUCAUACUGCAACAUUUGAGAAGGUCUAUGCACAUGGAUGCAGCAGGAGAAGUACUACUGGAAAGAAGAGGUUGUGCAGGAGUGAUAACACUAAACAGACCAAAGUUCCUAAAUGCAUUAAACCUUAAUAUGGUUCGGCACAUUUAUCCACAACUAAAGAAUUGGGAACAAGAUCCUGAAACUUUCCUGAUCAUUAUAAAAGGAGCUGGUGGAAAGGCUUUCUGUUCUGGGGGUGAUAUCAGAGUGAUCUCAGAAGCUGGAAGGGCAAACCAGAAGAUAGCUCAAGAUUUCUUUAGAGAAGAAUAUAGGCUGAACAAUGCCAUUGGUUCUUGCCAGAAACCAUAUGUUGCACUUAUUCAUGGAAUUACAAUGGGUGGGGGAGUUGGUGUCUCAGUUCAUGGGCAAUUCCGAGUGGCUACUGAGAAGUCUCUCUUUGCAAUGCCAGAAACAGCAAUCGGACUCUUCCCUGAUGUGGGUGGAGGUUAUUUCUUGCCACGACUUCAAGGAAAACUUGGUUACUUCCUUGCAUUAACAGGAUUCAGACUGAAAGGAAGAGAUGUGUAUGCAGCAGGAAUUGCGACACAUUUUGUGGAUUCUGAAAAGUUGGGCAUGUUAGAAGAAGAUUUGAUAGCCCUAAAAUCACCUUCAAAAGAAAAUAUUGCGGAUGUCUUAGAAGCUUACCAUACAAAGGAACCCAGGACAAAAGACCAAAUACUACAAAACGAUGCCCUGUUUAGAGAAAUUCCAAGGUUUGGGGGAGCUAAGAGCCAGCAACAAAGAACAAAUUCCAAGAUUGAUCAAGACAAGUCUUUUAUACUUGAGGAACACAUGGACAAAAUAAACAGUUGCUUCUCAGCCAAUACUGUGGAACAGAUUAUUGAAAAUUUACAGCAAGAUGGUUCAUCUUUUGCCUUAGAACAGUUGAAGGUAAUUAAUAAAAUGUCUCCAACAUCCCUAAAGAUCACACUAAGGCAACUCAUGGAGGGGUCUUCAAAGACCUUGCAAGAAGUAUUAAUUAUGGAAUAUCGGCUGAGUCAAGCUUGUAUGGGAGGCCAUGACUUUCAUGAAGGUGUUAGGGCAGUUUUAAUAGAUAAAGACCAGAGCCCAAAAUGGAAACCGGCUAAUCUAAAAGAAGUUACUGAAGAAGAUUUGGAUAGUUACUUUAAAUCUCUGGCAAGUAACGAUUUGAAAUUAUAAGGUGACUGGAUUUUUAAGGGAUUAUUUUGGAGCAGAUGUUGGCAAACUAUGGCACAUGGGCCAGAUCUGGCCUGCUGCCUGUUAUUUAUUUUUCCACCAGCUAAGAAUGGUUUCUGCAUUUUUAUAUGGUUAGAGGAAGAAAGCAAAUACUAAUAUUACAUGAUGUGUGAAAAUUACAUGAAAUUCAAGUAUCAGUGUCCACAAAUGAAGCUUUAUUGGAACGUAACUAUACUCAUCUCUACAUAUUGUCUAUGGGUGCUUUGAGUAGUUGCAACAGAUAUUGUCAGGCUAGCAAAGCCUAAAAUAUUUACUGUGUGAUCCUUUGCAGAAAAUGUUUGCCAACCCCUGCUUUAUAGAUGGGAAAAUUUGAAAUUCUUUAGAGAUUGUGGAGUUGAAAUCUCUAAUUGAAAUGGGAACCUUAUGUUUUGGCUUUGGGUAGUAGUUUGUACAUUGAUUAAAUAAACCUAUAUAUAGAUGAUUAAGAAAUGGCCCUGAAAUUUUUUUGUCUAUUGUGUUAAUGCUUCAUAGAAUUUUCUGCAUGAAUAAAUCUAUUUUAAAAUAA